AUGGGGCCGUCGAUGGAGGAGGAUUACAGGAUGCAGGACGCCACCUUUUGCAGCUGCUUCCAUGUGUUCAUGGCGCAAAUAAUCGCCGUCAUCAAGAACAACAAAAACAAGAUGGCAGGACAGGAUCAGGACGACAGGAUUGGGUCCUGGUUCCUGAGAACGGAUAGGGAUGGUGAUGAGUUGAGAGACGUUGACGCUGACGCCAUUAGCACCGAGUUUUGCAGCAUCAACGACAAACUUUAA
Molecule: messenger RNA, 243 nt
Organism: Drosophila suzukii
Lineage: Eukaryota; Metazoa; Arthropoda; Insecta; Diptera; Drosophilidae
Source: RefSeq, a predicted model, not a curated record